Messenger RNA from Thecamonas trahens ATCC 50062, 996 nucleotides. RefSeq names its product RNA methyltransferase TrmH. Lineage: Eukaryota; Apusomonadida; Apusomonadidae. Gene Ontology annotation, molecular function: RNA methyltransferase activity; RNA binding. Bases 39 to 599 code for a protein of 186 amino acids. The transcript has a single exon. The record is from RefSeq and is a predicted model, not a curated record. Gene Ontology annotation, biological process: wobble position uridine ribose methylation; wobble position cytosine ribose methylation.
UGCGGGUGCUCUGGGUGGAGGUAGGCGGGUAGGCGAGUAUGGGUAUGGCAGGACGAUCGCUUGGGUUGUUUGGGCGGGUGGCAUCGAUCAUGCUCGUCUCGCCGCAGAUCCCGCAGAAUACAGGCAAUGUCGGGCGGACAGCCAUGGGCAUGGGCUGCCCGCUGCAUUUGGUGGGUAACCUCGGCUUUUCGCUCGACGAAAAGGCGCUCCGGAGGGCAGGGCUCGACUACUGGAAGCAUCUUGAGGUGAGCCACCACGCGAGCUAUGACGCUGCGCUGGAUGCGAUCGCCGCAGACACACGCAUGUUUUUCAUCACCAAGACCGGCCCGGCGUCGUUGCUUGACACUUCGUUCUUCGCGGAUGCUCCGCAGCCGACGGCGGCCCGGCCGGACGACGACCGCAUCUGCCUGGUCUUUGGCUCGGAGAUCACCGGUCUCGGCGACCUGCUGGAGCGCUUCCCGCACUCGACUGAUGCCGGCGGAGUGCAGCACGUUCGUGUUCCGCAAAUCGACACCCACAUUCGGUGCUAUAACCUCGCGUCGACAGUCUCGCUCGUCACGUGGGAGGCGUACCGGCAGUUCCACUGCGCGCUCGAAUGAGGUCCCUGCUACGCCGAGCCGGUGCGCGGGCGGUGGGAAGCAAGGACCUGGUCGGCGACCUUGCGGCAGAGCGCAAUGUGCUCGAGGACGGCCUCGCGGCUGACCGCCGUGGCAAACGCCUUCCACGCGCAGUACGGACACGGAUACACUCGGCGUCCGCGGGAGGCUGAUGCCACCGCAGGUGAGCUGCUUGCGGCUGCAUCGUCAUCGCCGGCUGCGGGGUGGCGGCAAACUGGUACACAAACGACGGCUGGUCCGAGAACAGCUGCGCGUUGUUGACAUGCCGGAUGAGCCCUGCGCGGAGCAUGGCGGCCCCUACAGACUGCGCGUUGUGGCGUGAGCAUCCCAGCUGGGCCAUGAGCCACGAGGCGGCCUCGGCGCCUGUAAACGAAUCGGU